Messenger RNA from Exophiala spinifera, 573 nucleotides. RefSeq lists its product as uncharacterized. Gene Ontology annotation, cellular component: endosome. The transcript has a single exon. The record is from RefSeq and is a predicted model, not a curated record. Bases 1 to 573 code for a protein of 190 amino acids. NCBI's taxonomy places the organism in Eukaryota, Fungi, Ascomycota, Eurotiomycetes, Chaetothyriales, Herpotrichiellaceae. Gene Ontology annotation, molecular function: phosphatidylinositol-3-phosphate binding.
AUGGACAACUCUAGCUCGGCACCCGAUGCCGACACGCGGUCCGAUAUCAACGAAGCAGCCCGUGUCGAUGAUUCGAUAGACGCCCGCCCUGUCUUUUCUCCCCCACCCUACUGGCGUCACAACAGAAAUGCUUCAUAUUCAAGCGAGUUCUCGGAUCGACCGCCUGCUAUCAUUCUCGAAGAUCACACGCUGUCUCGAGAAGCCAGUAGAGCUGCGUUGUGGGCAAAGGCCAUCACCAUCGACGACUAUGUCAUUGUACAAGGGACUACGGGCAUCGGAUCGUAUGUUGUCUGGAACUGCAAAGUGCAGACCUUGGACGGCGGACCGAUGGUGAUUCGGAAACGAUAUUCAGAAUUCGACGAGCUGAGGUCCAGGUUGAUCAAAGCCUUUCCUCAUUCAACAAAUUCUUCUCUACCUCCGCUCCCACCAAAGAGCGCCAUCUACAAAUUCCGCCCGAAGUUCCUCGAAAAGAGGCGUCAGGGCCUGGCUUAUUUUCUAAAUUGUGUCAUGCUUAACCCGGAAUACGCUGGCUCUACGAUUGUCAAGGACUUUAUUUUUCCACCUGAGAAUUAG